Lactuca virosa is the source of this 3779-nucleotide messenger RNA. Lineage: Eukaryota; Viridiplantae; Streptophyta; Magnoliopsida; Asterales; Asteraceae. The record is from the annotation of a GenBank genome assembly.
AUGUCAAUACCCAAGGAGCCGGAGCAGGUGAUGAAGCAAAGAGAUGGAUCUGUGCUUGGGAAAAAGACCAUUCUUAAGAGCGACCAUUUUCCUGGAUGUCAGAACAAGCGACUGUCUCCCCAAAUCGACGGCGCCCCAAAUUUUCGCCAGGCCGAAUCAUUGCGUGUACAUGGUGUUGCAAUCCCAACUAUUGAUGGGAUUAGGAACGUUCUUACAUAUAUUGGGGCUCAAAUUGAUGGGAAGCAAGCAAAUGUUCUUUGGAUCAACCUACGCGAGGAACCAGUGGUUUAUAUCAAUGGACGACCAUUUGUUUUGCGCGAGGUUGAGAGACCCUUCUCCAAUCUUGAAUACACGGGUAUCAAUAGGGCAAGGGUGGAGCAAAUGGAAGACCGGUUGAAGGAAGACAUAUUACUAGAAGCUGCAAGAUAUGGAAAUAAGAUCCUAGUAACUGAUGAACUACCAGAUGGUCAAAUGGUGGAUCAAUGGGAGCCAGUCACACCCGCCUCUGUCAAAACACCACUACAGGUCUAUUUAGAACUACAAACAAGAAAAUUCCUUGUUGACUACGAACGCAUUCCAGUAACAGAUGAAAAAUCACCCAAGGAACAGGAUUUUGAUACGUUGGUUGAUAGAAUUUCAAGAGCCGAUCUCAAGACAGAAAUAAUCUUUAAUUGCCAAAUGGGGCGCGGACGUACCACCACAGGGAUGGUCAUUGCCACAUUGAUCUAUUUCAACCGAAUAGGAGCUUCUGGUAUCCCAAGAACAAAUUCAAUUGGAACAAUUUCUGUCUGUGGCUCAAAUGCUACUGACAACAUGCUAAACACAGAAGAGGCUCUUCUUAGAGGGGAAUACACCGUCAUAAGAAGCUUAAUCCGUGUCUUAGAGGGCGGUGUUGAAGGCAAACGACAGGUGGACAAAGUAAUUGACAAGUGUGCCUCCAUGCAGAAUUUACGUGAGGCGAUUGCAACAUAUAGAAAUAGUAUUUUGAGGCAACCUGAUGAGAUGAAGAGGGAGGCGUUGCUUUCGUUUUUUGUUGAGUACCUUGAAAGAUAUUACUACCUUAUAUGCUUUGCUGUAUAUCUCCAUACAGAAAGAGCAGUUCAUAUUCCUAAAUCCCCUCACAAUCACAAUCUCAAUUUCUAUGAUUGGAUGAAAGCAAGACCUGAGCUCUAUACCAUUAUUCGCAGGUUGUUGAGAAGGGACCCAAUGGGUGCACUUGGUUAUGCAAAUAUAAAACCAUUAAACAAAAUAAGCAAACCUAAUAAUGAUGGCCACCCUUGUGAGAUGGGAAUAGUUGCAGUGUCAAGAACUGGCGAGGUCUUAGGAAGUCAAACUGUUUUAAAAAGUGAUCAUUGUCCAGGCUGUCAACAACCGAAUUUGCCCGAGAGAGUAGAGGGCGCACCUAAUUUUAGGGAAAUUCCUGGGUUUCCAGUCUAUGGUGUUGCAAAUCCAACUGUGGAAGGAAUUAAAUCUGUUAUGCAAAGAAUAGGUAGCCCUAAAGGUGGCGGGGGCAGACCCGUCUUUUGGCACAACAUGAGAGAAGAACCUGUUAUUUACAUUAAUGGAAAACCCUUUGUGCUUCGUGAGGUUGAAAGACCCUACAAAAACAUGCUCGAGUACACGGGAAUUGACUGUGAAAGAGUGGAGAGAAUGGAAGCUCGAUUGAAAGAAGAUAUUCUCAAAGAAUCUGAACGUUAUGGAGGUGAUAUUAUGGUAAUUCAUGAAACUGAAGAUGGAAAGAUAUUUGAUGCAUGGGAGCAUGUAAGUUGUGAUGUGGUUCAGACCCCACUGGAGGUAUUCAGAUCUUUAGAGGCAGAUGGGUUUCCUGUAAAGUACGCUCGUGUACCCAUUACGGAUGGAAAAGCUCCAAAAAGUUCAGAUUUCGACACACUGGCUCUCAAUAUCUCAUCAGCAUCAAAAGAUACAGUCUUUGUAUUCAACUGUCAAAUGGGCAGAGGGAGGACAACUACCGGGACUGUAAUCGCAUGUCUGGUCAAACUCCGAAUUGACCACGGACGACCCAUCAGGAUUCUACUCGAUGACAUGGCGUGUGGCGACUCGGACAACUGUACAUCAAGUGGCGAUGAAGGGAAACCGAGAGUGCAUUCGAAUCAUUCUUUUGGUAUAAAUGACAUCCUUCUGCUGUGGAAAAUAACAAGGUUUUUUGAUAAUGGGGUGGAAUGUCGAGAAGCUUUAGAUGCGGUGAUUGAUAGAUGUUCAGCAUUGCAAAAUAUACGCCAGGCUGUACUGCAGUAUAGAAAAUUAUUUAAUCAACAGCAUGUCGAGCCACGCGAAAGGCGGGUGGCAUUGAACCGUGGGGCCGAGUAUUUGGAACGUUAUUUUCGGUUAAUUGCUUUUGCAGCGUAUCUUGGAAGUGAAGCAUUUGAUGAACAAGGGCAAGGGCAGGAAUGUAAAAUCACCUUUAAAAGUUGGUUGCAUCAAAGACCGGAAGUCCAAGCUAUGAAAUGGUCAAUAAGAUUGAGACCCGGACGCUUCUUUAGUGUUCCUGAAGAGUUGAGAGCUCCACAAGAAUCUCAACAUGGUGAUGCGUCAUAUACAAAUCCAUGGUGCUCCACAUGUUUUCAAGGUGGAUGGGUAUCCUGUGUAUUGCAUGGCAACUCCAACAAUUUCAGGGAAUUAAAUAAACCUGUAGACACACUCAAGCAUGUGGGUAUCACUGGAUCAGUGGUGGAACACAUGGAGGCUCGGUUAAAGGAGGAUAUUAUAUCAGAAAUUAAAAAAUGUGGUGGCAGAAUGCUUUUACACCGUGAAGAAUAUAACCCAUCAUUAAAUCAGGCAAAUGUAGUAGGAUAUUGGGAGAAUAUAUUUGUGGAAAAUGUUAAGACACCUACUGAAGUGUAUUCUGGUUUGAGAGAUGAUGGAUAUGAUAUAGUUUACACAAGGAUACCUUUGACUAGAGAGAGGGAAGCUUUAGCUUCUGAUGUUGAUGCUAUUCAGUACUGUAUGGACAAUUGUGCAGGGUGCUACUUGUUUGUUUCUCACACGGGAUUUGGGGGUGUUGCGUAUGCCAUGGCUAUUAUAUGUUUAAGACUUCAAUCUGAAGGGAAGUUAGCAUCAUUACCACUAACAAAAAGUGGUAAUCAAGAUUUAUUAUCUUCUAAUGAAGCGCGUGAAAAGGGUGAUUAUCGCGAUAUACUUAGUCUUACUAGAGUUCUUGUUCAUGGUCCUGAGAGUAAAUCAGAUGUCGAUAUUGUUAUAGAGAGGUGUGCUGGAGCUGGGCAUCUUAGAGAUGACAUUCUGUUCUAUAGUAAGGAACUUGAGAAGAAUCAAGGGGAUGAUGAUGAUCAUCAAGCAUACAUCAUGGACAUGGGUAUCAAAGCAUUGAGGCGUUACUUUCUACUGAUAAUGUUUAGAUCGUAUCUGUAUUGCACUGGCACUAGCACUCAUGAUAGAGAGAUGGAAUUCACGAGCUGGAUGGCGGGGAGACCUGAACUUGGUCAUCUUUGUAAUAAUCUCAGGAUAGAUAAAUAAUGUAAAUGUAGAUGUAGAUGUAAAUGUAAAUGUAUGUAUGCACUACCAUGUGCUAUGUAGUUGUGCCUUGUGCCUUGCGUCUUGUUUCUUGUUUGUGUAUAUCUUCUAAUCUCCUAUCUCCUACUCCUACCAUUCAUUCUUUUUCUUCCACCCAAGUCAACUCAUCUGCCCAAAUAUUAAUGAUGUUACCAUUCAUUGGGGAUGGUAUAUGCUGAUGAUAUUGUAUCACUAGGUAUCAACUCAAGUUGUGAUGAGGUCAGGUAGUAGAUUAUAGAUGGUUGGUUGGG